AUGGCUCCCGUGACUACCUCUUCAAAUUUUGACUUUCUCACUUGGCUGGGCACUCUCCCAGCUAGUUCAAGUCCAGAGGGGCCCAAUGUUCUCUCCAAAGCUCUUCUAUUAUGUUGGCAAGUCUGGGAAGCUAGAAAUAACCUUAUUUUCAAAGAUGUUAUUCCCCAUCAUGUUCGUGUUCUCAAUGUGGCUGGGCAGGGUCCUUCAGCCCCACUUCACAUCAAAUGGAAGCCUCCUCCAUGGGGCUGGGUCAAGUUAAACUUUGAUGGCUCUGUCCGUAAUAACUCGGCUGCCCACUACUACAAUAUCCUUAAACCACGACAUAAAAUAGACGACGGUGCACCUUAA
This is a messenger RNA of Prunus armeniaca (apricot), 348 nucleotides long. Lineage: Eukaryota; Viridiplantae; Streptophyta; Magnoliopsida; Rosales; Rosaceae. The record is from the annotation of a GenBank genome assembly.